UAAAUUCUUUUUGGUUUAAUAAGUGGAAAAUUGUACCAAAAAGUCUUUUUGUGGCAUGAUUUUAUGCUUUACCAAAAAAUUUUGCCAACUUCCUAUAAAAAAACAAAAAUGUUAACUGAAUACAAGUGUGACAAAAUCCUCUGCCAGGCGCUGCGCUGAUCAGCGCUCAUGUUUAUAUUAUAUCUGUGUCUCUCUAACCGCUGGGAUAAUAUCGUUAACUGUUGUACAAGUUUUCGCGCUGUUAAAACAAAAAAAAAAAAAUCAACCGACGCGCGUUGCAUUUUGAACUGAUCAAUUCGAAUUUAAAUUCGUUUUCAAUUGCCUCUUCUUCUCCUUUACGCUUUUAUCUACAUAACAACUACUGUUUAAGUGUGCGUGGAUGUGUCUUUGGCAAUGUUUUUUUUAUAUAAAUAUUCGAAAUCAAUACAUAUGUACAUACAUAAGGGUGCCAAAUACUUGUUCUUCUAUGUGCGGCUAUUUAGCCUGCGAUCUUCACUGCUCCCCUCUAAUGGUGUGUGUGUGCAUGUGUGUGUAUUUGCUGUUGUUGUGUUACGUUGCCAUUACUAUUCGCCAUUUUUUUUUUAUGUUUAUUCUUGGUGCUGUGUGACUAGAUUGCUCUCGUAUUAGUUCGAGAGGAGCACCCCAGCACCCGUAAGCAACUAUAGCGAGUUAGCAUACGUGUAUGUGUGUGUAGUUGUAGUAGUACAAGCAAUGGCUGUGGUAGUGCUGGUGAUCGUGGUCUCUUAACCCACAAACCGAAAUCGAGACAUUGGAGAUUGUGCCAUUCGCGAACUUUAGUAGUUACAUUAAUGUUUUGCAUUUAGCGGCGCGCGGCAAAUACGGCGGUAAACGGUAAAAGCAACGGCAACGAACGCAACAACAACAGGCCAUAGAACGGAUACGGAUGCGGAUGUGGUUGCGUAUUUAUAGAGUUCUACAUAUGUAUAUAUAAUUACAAGAACACACACCAUUACAUACUGAAUUACAAGCGCUUAAGACUUAAAUGAGUGAUAAAAAUGUAUGGCUGAAUCGAAGAAUAUGUGGAAAAUAUCUUACAGCUGUGCCUUAAAAUUUACCUGUAAAUAUUAAAAAAACAAAACGCUUCUAAAACAAAGCCUUAAAUAUACAACAACAAUAAAUAAUAAUUAAAAAAAAAAAAAAAAACUUUUUUAACCAAAAAAGGGAAAAAAUGCGCUACAAAUGAACAACAAAAAAAGAAAAAAAAUAACAAUAUGAAAUAAAAUUGCAAACUUUAAAAAUGUAUUGGCUUAAGUUAUAUAAUAAACUUACUGUGAAGUUACAGUAAAACUAUUGAAGGAGUGUCUUAAAAGCAACAACAAAAACAUACAAAAAUUUUUGUUUUAAUUAAAGCACAAACAACAAAAAGAAAUCAAAUUCUAAAAAGAAAUUAUAAAUAAGAAAAAAAAACAUAUCACAAAAUCUGAACCUAAAACUACACAAAAAUUAUAGAAAAAUAAACACAAUUGGCUUACCGACACUCACCCACACAAUUUGGAUUAAUUUUUCAAAGUAAAUUGGCUACAUUGGUUUACUUACACAUAUUUAUAUAUAUAUAUAUAUAUAUAUAUAUACACUUUAAGCCCAGUUUAAUUAAAAAAUCUACACGCUGGCUUACAACAACGACGAACUCGCCGUACAAGAAACCCUCUCACAACUGGAUUACUACGCCUAUUGGUUGACACACUGUUUGGGAAGAUACAACACUGACCAAGGAGCUAUGGACCAGCAAUUCUGUCUACGCUGGAACAAUCAUCCGACAAACUUAACUGGUGUGCUAACCUCGUUGCUGCAGAGGGAGGCACUCUGCGAUGUGACGCUGGCAUGCGACGGUGAAACAGUUAAGGCGCAUCAAACAAUUCUAUCAGCAUGCAGUCCAUAUUUCGAAACCAUAUUCCUGCAAAAUCGCCAUCCACAUCCUAUCAUCUAUUUAAAAGAUGUCAGAUACUCAGAAAUGCGCUCCCUGCUCGACUUCAUGUACAAAGGCGAAGUCAAUGUCGGCCAAAGUUCGCUGCCGAUGUUCCUCAAAACAGCUGAGAGUCUACAGGUUCGUGGUCUUACGGACAACAACAACCUCAACUACCGCACGGAACAUCGCGAUUCGCCUGUAUCCUCGCCCACCGGCCGCACGCCAUAUAGUAGCAGCGGUCUUGGUGGCGGUGGUGGCAGCAGUGAAUGUGAGCCACGCGAGCGUGAACGUGACCAACAGCAUCGUGGUCGUGCCACAGAGCGCGAUAUGCGCGACGAAAUGCAUUCACAUCGCAGCAGCAGCAGUUUGAGUGAGCGUAAUGCCGCCGCCGCAGCGGCAGCUAGUGUGGGUGCCAGUUUACAAUCUGCCGCUGUUGCUCUGGGUUUAGGUGAACGUUCACCGUUAACAGCGGCUGCUAUGGCAGCUGCAGUGGCUGCAGCUACACGUAGUGCCAGUGCUGAUCCUCUUGGUGGUGGCUCAACGAACACGGGCUGCAGUGGUGCCGGUGCUGGCAUGUUAAAUAGCCGCAACAGUGAUGUGAAUAGUGAGCGGUGCAUUGGUGGUGCAGGCAAUGGGGGUAGUGGCGAUCGCAGUAGUAGCAUUGGUCGUGAACGCGCCGAUAGUCGUGAUGAACUCAUGCAGCUAGACUAUAGUAACAAGGAUAACAGAGACCGUGAUAGAGAGAUGUCUACUACACCGGUGGAGCAUAUAGGUAGUAAUAAGCGAAGACGUAAGAACUCAUCCAACUGUGAUAAUUCGUUGACCUCGACGCAUAACGCAAAUGUACAGGACAGGCAGUACACUCAGGAUUCUCAGGCAUCCUCACGCAGCAAUUUCAAAUCAAGUCCCGUACCAAAAACCGGCAGCACAUCUGAAUCGGAAGACGCCAUCGUCACAGGUAUUGGCGAGCGACACGAUUCACCAUUAUCCGCCAGCCAAUUGAGUCUUGUUGGUGCUGGUGGAGGCGGAGGCAGUGGCGGCGGUUUAGGUGGUGGUGUCGGUAGCGGUAGUGUUGGUGCGAUUCCCAGUAGUAUUGGUCUCAGUCAUGCGCUUAGUAUUAAACAAGAAUUAAUUGAAGCACAACAACAGCAACAACAACAAUUACAGCAACAACAACAGCAGCAGCAACAACGUGAGACGCAUGUACCUUUACCAACUGAUUAUUUGCCGCCCGGUGCACUGAAGCUACACUCUGAGGAGAUGUCCCAAUUGUUAUCCUCACAUGGCCUACAGCAGGAUAAUCGGGAGGAUCAAAAUGAUGGCAAACAAUUAACUCUAGAUCAGUCGGAUAAUAUUGAUGGUGAUGAUGGUGUUGGUGUUGGCAAAGGCACCAACGUACGCGAUGACGAAAACCAAACAAAUCAUGAUGAUGAUGAUGAUGACGACGAUAAUAAUGACGAUGACAAUGAUAUUAAUGUUAGAACAAACGUUGAUGACGACGUCGGCAGCAAUAGUAAUGACGUCGAUAAUGAUGUUGCUGCUGGCGCACACUUGCAACGUCAGAUUGCCUAUCGUCAUAAUAGACGGCAUGUGAUACGUGCAACAGAUGCUAUGAAAACCGAACAACAUAUUGCCGAUGCACAUAUUGAUGUUGCUGAUGAGAAUCAGCCGAGUGAGCUGUAUGAUGAUGAUGAUUAUGAUUAUGAUAAUGAUUGUCAUAGUGAUUGUGAUCAUAAAAUUAUAGACAGCAAUUACAAUUGUCAUUACAAACGUUGCAGGCAAGAGGCGGCUAUACGUAGCCAACAUGCACAGCAUCAGCAGCAACAGCAACAACAUUUAUUCGAACAACAGCAGAAGCAUUUGCAUGCUCAACAACAAUAUCACCACCACCACCACCACCAACACCAGCAGCAAGUGGCCGAAAUGAUGUUGCACGCGCGCAACGGACCGUUAAAUGACGUCAUUAGUCUGACUGCGACGUCGCAGCCACCGCCCUUGCCCACGCAUCGUCAUCCUCAUGUGCAUCCACAAACCGUUAUUAAUCUCGGACGUUGUGGCAAUGCUUUGGAGGCGCUUUGCUCUGCAGAGGUCGCUGCAGCGGCUGCCGUUGCUGCACUGUCGCCAGCUUCCUCAAAUGCCUCGGCUGUGUCAGCAACGCUACAUAAACAGCAACAACAGCAGCAGCAAUUGGUAUAUGCACAUCAGCACAACACAAAUUAUCAGCCACAUCAUCACCACCAACAGCAGCAGCAGCACCAACAACAACAACAACAGCAUCAACAAGCUUUAGUGGUUGCCGCCAAUCUGGCACAACAUCAUCACCAUCACCAACAACAACAACAGCAGCAACAGCAACAGCAACUACAACAUCAUAUGCAACAUACGCAUAAUCAACCGCGCAAUACAGCCGACGAACAUAACCACAACAAUAUACAAUUGCAACACGUUGCCACAAAUUCGAACUCCUCACCGCCAAACGUACCAACCAACAACACACCGACCGGUGCAAAUGCAGCUGUUGCCGCCGCCGCGGCCGCCGCAGCAGCAGCUGCUGCCAAUCGUCGCGAUCACAAUAUCGACUAUUCAACGCUCUUCGUGCAAUUGUCCGGCACUCUGCCGACUCUGUAUCGUUGCGUCAGCUGCAAUAAGAUCGUUUCGAAUCGCUGGCAUCACGCCAACAUUCAUAGGCCUCAGAGUCAUGAGUGUCCUGUCUGCGGGCAGAAAUUUACGCGUCGAGACAAUAUGAAAGCCCAUUGUAAGAUAAAACAUGCCGAUAUAAAAGAUCGUUUCUUCAGUCAUUAUGUACAUAUGUGAUCAAUUCUUUAUGUGGUGAAAUAAGAAGUUAAAACCAAUACUCGUAGAUCGUAGAGGCUCACACACACACAUGCACACAUCCACAUACACAACUCUAUAUAAACAUAAUGAAUACACAAAAAGCACACUAAAGCGCCAUAGUCCGGCGCAUACUUAAUCCAAUUGAAAAUUGGGAGUUUCCACUAUAAAGGAAAUUUCGGAAAAAAUAAGAUUUCCAUUACAAAUAUAACCAAAAAUAACUAUAAAUUAUGGCGGGCAACCAUGCUUCAAAAGUCUUUGAUGUACCUUCUGGCGACUCCAUUAUGUUAACGAAGAUAAAUGCUAAAGUCCAACUGAUUGGAUGAAUUCAAGGUUCUUUAGCAUAGUUUGGGGAAUAUUACAGUGAAAUUUCGUCGUUUUUCGCUUUGAAAACUUUUUGAUCAAAACCUGUUCAAGGACCAUCUUUUAAUUCCAAGGCUAAAGCCUCCUCAAGUCUGUUUAGCUUUUUAAUUAAUUAUUUAUUUUCUACUCACAAAUUGAAUCAAAAAAAUAUCUUAGAGAUUUCCUAAACAAAUGUUUCGCUAAUUCGCUAAUUAUGAAUAAAAAAAACAUGAAUUUCUAAAUUCAUAGAUUUGUAUUCAGCGACCCGGAAAACCCCUAAGCACAAUGUUUCACUGAAAUAUAAUACAUUUUUACUUUUCAUACGUCAUUUAGAAUUAUUUAACUCUCGCAUCAUGUUAAUUUUAACGAUUAAGAUUUGGCAGUCUUCGUAGAAAGCCACGUCAAAAAUGAAAAACAAUGAAGGUAAAACCGCCUGUUUUUUUUUAGUAAAAAUUGACGUAGUAAGCAGUUUUUGAACCUGAAAUCACAUUUGACACAUAAAAAUCUCUUCGAAAACGCUAUAUCCCAAUUUAUUCGGAAAACCAGUUUAUUUGGGCUUAUCUUCCAAUAACUAUUGCAUAAUUUGAUUAAAAUUAUCAAAUACUUUCAUAAUUCUCUUAGAUACAUCUCAUAAACGGAUUACUUCAAAAAAAAUAGAUUAAUUCUAACAUUGCGCUAAAGAAGAACACAAUUCAUAAAUCGAAACAGUCAAUCUUUUUCAUUAUUCUACAGCUUUUGGUAUUGGAGACUGUGAACCUAUCUGUUAAUUUAAGAAAAUAGAAAAACACCUUUUUUGUUUUUUUUUUAUUUACUUACUUUU
Messenger RNA from Ceratitis capitata (Mediterranean fruit fly), 5921 nucleotides. It is a transcript of the gene fru, whose product is annotated as sex determination protein fruitless. Gene Ontology annotation, cellular component: nucleus. The transcript is spliced from 8 exons. Gene Ontology annotation, molecular function: protein binding. The record is from RefSeq and is a predicted model, not a curated record. Lineage: Eukaryota; Metazoa; Arthropoda; Insecta; Diptera; Tephritidae. Gene Ontology annotation, biological process: regulation of transcription by RNA polymerase II. The coding region runs from base 1739 to 4741 and encodes 1000 amino acids.